AUGAAAGAGGAUCAUAAAAUACAGAAACAAAGUGAAGGUCUUUAUUAAUGGAUUGUUCUGGCAAGUUUUUGCUUGAAUUCAAUGUCGAAUAUAUUUUUGUUUACAGGAUUAUCACCAAUUUGGUCUCAAGUGGCCAUAUAUUAUGGUACUACUGACUAUGAUUUAAAUUGGUUUACAAACAUGUACUACAUUACUUUAAUGUCCUCUGCAUUUCUUUUCAAUCCUUUAAUAAUUAAAUAUUUUGGAAUCUCCUAACUCCUAAGCUGUUGUUUCACUUCAUUAGGACUAUGGCUUUUAUUGUACGUGAAAUAAGAUUAUUUAUUGGGACUUGUAAGUCUCGGAUUGAUUUCUUUAGGGGAAAGCCUCUAUUUCUAAGUCCCACUUCGUAAAACAUAUAAAAUAAUUAUAGAUUUAUCCAAACUAUGGUUCGCCCAUGAUCAACGAAUCAUAUCCACGUUUAUAGCACAAUAUUCAAGUAAUGUAGGAAUGUUGAUAAGUUAUACAAUUUCAUCAUUAUAUUUCCAGGAUAUUGUUGAUGAAAGUGAAUUUAACACUCGAUAUGAGAAUUUAAUAUUAUUUAAUGCAAUAUUCGCAACUAUAGCUUUGGUUUUUAACCUUUCGACUUUAAAAACCCCCUCAUAACACCAUGACAUAGUUGAAAUCAGACUCACCAUAUGGGAAUCCUUAUCAAAACUCGUAAUGUCCGAGGAAUCAGUGUUUGAUAUUUUAUCCAUUUCUUCAUUUAUAGGAUUGAGUUGGUGUUACACAAUGCUAUUGGGAACUCAAUAAUAUUAUUAGGGUUAAUCCUUUCUAGAAGUGACUUAAACUAGUAUCUACUUCUAAGUCGGUUAGAUAGUGGCUGGUACUUAUUGUACUUGGAAAUUGUAAAAGUAAUCAAAAGCAGGAAUCCAAUAGGAUUAUGAUAGUUACAUAAAAACCAUGAUUAGUUUAGGAUUUUGGUUACUUGUUUUCGAAAUUAUAUUGUUUGAGGAUAUUCCUUUCAUAAUUUUAGUUUUUAUAAACUUUUUCAUUGGUGCAGGUAUAGGUGGAAUAUAUUCAGUCCUAUUGGAAGCCUUAAUGGAGAAACAUUUUCCGGUGUAAGAGUUGGCAAUAGGAACUAUUUUCGCUGCAGUUGCUUCCGUAAUAUAUCAUAAUUAGAAGUAGGUUGUAUCAAUAACAAUAACUAUGACCUUAGUUAUUCCUAAAUUUCUUGAAUAUGGAUUUUAAAUCUCAUGUUAUCUAAUGAUCAUUCCUUUUUGUUACAUAGCUGUCUUCUAUAAAACUCAAUUCAAAAGAUUUGAGGCUGAAGCUUGA
Messenger RNA from Paramecium tetraurelia, 1314 nucleotides. RefSeq lists its product as uncharacterized. NCBI's taxonomy places the organism in Eukaryota, Ciliophora, Oligohymenophorea, Peniculida, Parameciidae. The record is from RefSeq and is a predicted model, not a curated record. The transcript is spliced from 4 exons. Gene Ontology annotation, cellular component: membrane.